UGUAGAUAAACUUGAAACAAAGACGCCCACUUGGUCCUAGUGAUACAUUUUACUUCAUCUCAAAGUGAUUUUAAUCAAAAGCAAUCACAAGUCCAAAAUGGAAUCACCUCAUAAACCCAAGUCUAUCUCCACCAAUCUUUUCUUCCUGUUUCUUCUUUUGUCUACUAAUCUCCUUACUUUGUUCCUCUCCUCCACCUUCUACUCCUCUUCUUCUUGCUCUCUCAACCCCCUCACAGCCGCCACCAGCACCGCUGCCGCUACUGCUAUCUCCACCACGGCCACCAUCACCACUGCUGCUACCUCUCAGACAAGUUUGGACCUCCCAUCUGAAUUCUUGGCCUUCACUUCAGGCCAACUUCUUCCGUUUGGUUUCAACACAAACUUUGACUCGGACACAAUCUAUCCACCAGUAGGCCAAUCUUGCACUCUGUUUUCUAAUGAACUCAACCGCUACAUGAACUACAAGGUCAACGGGUCAUGCCCAGAUGACGAACUUCUAGCUCAAAAGCUCCUCCUCAAGGGCUGUGAGCCUCUCCCCCGCCGCCGUUGCCGCCCCGCUGCACAGCCUAAUUACGACGAACCCUAUCCUCUGCCUACAAGUCUAUGGACUACGCCUCCAGAUUCUUCAGUCGUGUGGACAGCUUACACAUGCAAAGGCUAUACAUGUCUCAUCAACAGAUUCCGAACACAAAAGGGUUUUGACGACUGCAAAGAUUGCUUUGAUCUUGAAGGAAGGGAAAAGGCACGUUGGGCAUCAAAACAAAGUAAUGCAGGAUCACUAGACUUCGCCAUUGAUGAAGUACUAGCAACAAAGAAACCCGGCACGAUACGAAUUGGGCUCGACAUUGGUGGUGGAGUUGCAACAUUCGCUGUAAGAAUGAGAGACAGAAACAUAACAAUCGUGACAACAUCCAUGAACUUGAAUGGUCCAUUCAAUAACUUCAUAGCAUCACGAGGGGUUGUGCCUCUGUACAUAAGCAUAUCGCAGAGACUCCCUUUCUUUGAUAAUACAUUAGAUAUAGUGCAUUCUAUGCAUGUAUUAAGCAACUGGAUUCCAACAACUUCGCUUCAUUUCUUGAUGUUUGAUAUCUAUAGGGUUCUUAGGCCUGGUGGGUUGUUUUGGCUUGAUCAUUUCUUCUGUGUUGGUGAGGAAUUAGAGCAAGUUUAUGCACCGGUUAUUGAAAGUAUUGGAUUCAACAAGUUGAAAUGGGUUGUUGGGAGGAAGCUUGAUCGUGGCCCAGAGCUUAGGGAGAUGUACCUUUCUGCUUUGUUAGAGAAGCCAUUGAAGAAUUCUUGGUGAUUUAGUUUCCUGUAUUCUUAGUCUUUAAAUUAUAGGAAAUUUUUCUUUCUUCAUUUUGAGUUACAUCCACUGGAUUUUACGUUUACCCAAAAAUUAAUUGAGAAAUACGGAGUCCUUUCUUUUUA
This is a messenger RNA of Ricinus communis (castor bean), 1425 nucleotides long. RefSeq names its product probable methyltransferase At1g29790. The transcript has a single exon. The coding region runs from base 98 to 1300 and encodes 400 amino acids. Gene Ontology annotation, molecular function: methyltransferase activity. The record is from RefSeq and is a predicted model, not a curated record. Lineage: Eukaryota; Viridiplantae; Streptophyta; Magnoliopsida; Malpighiales; Euphorbiaceae.